AUGGCCCCUAUAUCACCAGUAGCACUUAUCACAGGUGGUUCCUCAGGCAUUGGUCUCGCAUUGACAAAACAUCUCCUGAAUCUAUCCUGGAACGUCUUCAUCGCCGAUAUCAACCCUCCUCCUCCAUCUGAACUGUCCAAUUUCCCUGCCUCGUCCUACCACUUUCACGCCACCGAUGUCUCAUCAUGGGAUGCGCAAGCCUCAGCUUUUGCAACCUGCUGGUCUAAAUUUGGCCGUCUCGACUUCUGUGCUUUGAACGCCGGCAUCGAUGACCGUGAUGAUAUCUUUAGUUCCACCAGCAAUGAUCUCAACAUUCCACCCACCAAACCCAACAUGAAGACCUUUGAAGUAAACUUGUAUGGUCCGUACUACGGAAUCAAACUAGCUGCUCACUACAUGGCCUUGAACAAACCACUGCACGGUCAAAACAGCGGCAAAGGUGGUAGAAUCGUUGUCACUGCUUCAGAUGCAGGGCUCUGGGCUUUACCGGUCGUUCCACAGUAUACAGCUACCAAACACGCUAUCGUAGGAAUGGUACGGGCGAUGGCACCCUCAGCUGCAGAAGCUGGUGUCUCGAUCAAUGCUGUUGCGCCGGCGCUUACACCAUCUAACCUUGCGCCUCCAGGUUUACUCGAGAAUUAUCCAAAGGAGGCAUUGACCAAGAUGGAGACAUUGAUGAAGGCUUUCGAUGCAUUGGGUAGAUUCGAAGAGGUUGGGACGGAAGGAUGGGGUAGUCAAGAGCCUAAUGGACAGAUUGUUGAGGGAAGAGGAGACAAUAUUCAUUACAAGAAUGAGAUUGAAAAGACCAGUGGGAGAGAGGCGCCAAAGGAUACAUACAAGGAGCGGAACAAGAGGUUUGCGAUGCAGCGUCAGUAG
This is a messenger RNA of Aureobasidium musti, 876 nucleotides long. NCBI's taxonomy places the organism in Eukaryota, Fungi, Ascomycota, Dothideomycetes, Dothideales, Saccotheciaceae. The record is from the annotation of a GenBank genome assembly.